AUGUUCGCUCCCGAGGCAGAGAUCUGGUAUGGCAUCCCAGAGUUCAACCUGCUGGCCAGAAACAUCUCUCUUCCUGGAGCUUCGCCCUUGUUCCCUGAUGUUCACUGUACCGAGGAUGGAGAUGUCUGCCAGGUUAUCACAGGAGAAUCCGAGAUCAAUGCUGCAGUCACCAUCGCCUCUUUGGUCCGUAGCCCUCGCUUCGACCUGACCAGCUCUUACUUCAUGAUCGCUGGUAUUGCUGGAAUCAACCCCGAGGUCGCUACCAUCUGCUCCGUCACCUUCGCUCGCUACGCCGUCCAGGUCGCUCUUCAGCACGAAUUCGACCCUCGCGAUAUCCCUGGCAACUACAGCACUGGCUACAUCCCUCUCGGUGCCACCAUUCCUUCCGAGUACCCUCAGAACAUCUACGGCACCGAGGUCUUCGAGGUCAACCAGGACCUGCAAAAGAUUGCUGCAAACUUUGCCCGCAAGGCUACCCUCAACGACUCUGCCGCUGCUGUCGCUUACCGCGCCUUGUACGCCCACGACGAGAUCUACGCUGCUGGUGCUUCUCCCAGCGGCCCCAGUGUAGUCGAGUGCGAUGUCGCUACCUCGGACGUCUACUACUCCGGCAAACUUCUCGGCGAAGCCUUUGGAAACUUCACCACUUUGAUCACCAACGGCACUGGCAACUACUGCUCGACCGCCCAAGAAGACAACGCCACCCUUGAGGCUCUGCUGCGCGCAGCUUCCGAGAAACUUGUCGAUUACAGCAGAGUCAUUGUCAUGAGAACUGCUUCUGACUUUGACCGUCCUUUCCUCGGCGGCUCGGCUACGCACAACUUGUUCGAGUCUUCAGAACAAGGUGCUUUCCUGCCUGCUGUCAACAACCUUUACCUCGCCGGUAUCAAGGUCGUCGAGGGUAUUCUCGAGGGCUGGAACAGCACCUUUGCACAUGGCGUCAAUGCCACAAACUAUGUUGGCGAUAUCUUUGGAACUCUUGGUGGUGAGCCUGACUUUGGUCUUGGUCCUGUCGUUUCUGGCGAUAUCCUCAGCAAGAGAGAUGUUCCCAUGAAGAGAAACGCCAUGGGUAGAAGAAGCAUGCCUGCCCGCCUUAUUCGUGCUUAA
Molecule: messenger RNA, 1107 nt
Organism: Aureobasidium melanogenum CBS 110374
Lineage: Eukaryota; Fungi; Ascomycota; Dothideomycetes; Dothideales; Saccotheciaceae
Product: purine nucleoside permease
Exons: 1
Coding region: 1-1107 (368 amino acids)
Biological process (GO): transmembrane transport
Cellular component (GO): endoplasmic reticulum
Source: RefSeq, a predicted model, not a curated record